Molecule: messenger RNA, 2531 nt
Organism: Chrysoperla carnea
Lineage: Eukaryota; Metazoa; Arthropoda; Insecta; Neuroptera; Chrysopidae
Product: ubiquitin carboxyl-terminal hydrolase 8-like
Exons: 13
Coding region: 89-2491 (800 amino acids)
Biological process (GO): protein deubiquitination
Molecular function (GO): cysteine-type deubiquitinase activity
Source: RefSeq, a predicted model, not a curated record
AAUCAAAUUAUCUAACAUUUUUUACAUAAAUUAAUUUAAAAAAACCAGUGUUGUUAAGUACGAUACUUCAUUACAGAUCGCCGCAAAAAUGAUAUUAAAAUAUAAAAAUAUUGAAGAGUUGGAAAAAUCUAUACAGAUUGAAGAUUUGAGUAAAUACAAGGCGAAAAUGAUUGUAAAAGCUAUGCAAAGUUUAUCACAAAUUGGAAAGAAACACUUGUUAAGUGAUUCAAAAGAGGAUGCGUAUUCACAUUUUUAUCGGUAUAUGUCAUUAAUGAAUAUAGUGUUAAAAACUCCAGAAUAUCAAAGAAAUAAAAACGCUUUUAAGAAUGAUUUAAGCGAAGCGAAUUAUGUUUUGGAAAAAUGGGAAAUUUUGAGAGAUGAGUUAAUUAAAAUUUAUAAAGCCCAUGGUAAAGCUACAGAGGUUUUAACGGUACCAACAGACGAAGAUAUGGGUUGUGAGAAAGAUUUAUCGUCGGGCGAUACUAAUGAUUUCUUAAAUACACCAGCAAUCUGUUUAAAUAAUAUAUACUGGAUUGGAAUCGAUCGAUUAAUAGAAUGUAUAAAAUUGACAAAGAAUAAAUUCAAUUAUAUUGUUUUUGACACAAGAUCAGCCGAAGAAUAUGCGGCAAGUCAUUUAUAUGAUAACAGUAUUAAAAAUGUGAAUAUACCGAUGAACGAAGUUCCAAAAGGAAUAUCCCCAGCAAGGUUAGAAUCAAUUUUGACUGAAGAUAGUAAAGAAAAAUGGAUAAAUCGGGCAACAUAUAAUUUCAUUAUCUUGAUGGGAACUUCAGAUACACCAGAAGCUUUAACACCAGCCGUUACCACUCUUCAUGAUAGUAUUACCAAGUGGGAUCCAAAUACGACUUAUUAUCAUAAACCAAUUAUCCUUGAAGGUGGCUACAUGAAUUUUGGUUUCAAAUAUCCAACAUAUUGUACAGCGGCAAUAACUAGUUCAUUUAAACAAGUGGAAAAUAGUACUGCACUUUUGGAUGCUAUUGAAUAUCCCAAUUUGGAUAUGGAUACGUUGCCACCUCCACCAGUAAAUAAUGUAAAUAUAGCACCACCAGUUACUAUGGACAGUUCACCAAUUAAACAAAUUCCAGAUUUUGAUCGUAGCAAAAAACCAACAUUCCUUUCGAACGAACCAAAUAAUGAGCCAAGAAUAUAUCAAAAUAUGGUUAUUGGAGACAGCGACGCUGAGGAUAAUGCGGUUGUACCGAAGCCUCCUAUGAAUGUACCUGCAAACAACAUCAAGAAACCGAAGGAUAUUCCAAUAGAACCUCCUGAACCUCCAGCUGCUGUAAUUACAAAAGAAAGUCGUAAGAAGAAUGUGAACACAUUUUUAUCAGAUAAUCGAUCAUCGAAUGAUAACAAUAUUAAUACACGAUCAAAUACAACCCCACAAUUACCAUCAUAUGAUCGAUCAAAGAAGCCGAAAUUUUCCGAAAGACCAGUAUCAGUUGAUUUGGAUGUUAGCCGAUUUGAACCUACAAAACGUACUCGUGAUAUGAUGCCUGGUUGUACCGGUUUGCAAAAUAACAGCAAUUAUUGCUAUAUCAACUCAAUUUUACAAAUAUUGUUUCAUUUGCAUGAGUUUAGAGAUUAUUUGAUCAAUGGCGGAUAUUUAGUGCAUGUGAAUAGAUCCAGUAAAACACAGGGAAAAAUUGUUGAAGAAUUGGCUGCAAUGUGUAAAUUAUAUUGGUCGGGCGAGUGUUCAACACUUAGUUCUAAGAGUUUAAAGGCUGUUGUAGGAAAAAUAAAUCCACGUUUUGCAAAUAAUACUCAAGAAGAUUGUCAUGAAUUCUUCAUGUUCUUACUACAUUAUUUACAUGAAGAACUCUCAUAUCGCAUUAGCAUACCUCCAGAAGCUAGUGAACCAGAAAUAAAAUUUAUCGAAUACAUGAAUCACUUGCAAAGUUUCAUCAACAAAUAUUUCUUUGGACAAUCUCAAACUCGAGUACGUUGUCAUGCAUGCCAUCAUGUCAGUUCGACAUACACACCAUUCGGUUGUCUAACAUUGGAGAUUGUUGGGAAUACGCUAGAAGAAUGCAUCAACGAACAUUAUCGGGAAGAGGAAGUUGAUGACUUCCGUUGUGAGAAUUGUAACGUUAAAGGAACCGUUACAAAACAAACGAAUAUUUAUCGAACACCGAAUUACUUGACAAUACAUUUGAAACGAUUUAAAGGAGCUGGAUUACGAUGUUAUCAUAAAAAGUUGGAUCGUUUAGGGUUCCCAAUGCGGCUAGUAUUACCAACGGUUGUCAAUAAUGUAUCAUCCGUCGCAAAUUACGACUUAUUGGGUAUUUGUAUACACAGCGGUAGUCUGGAUAGUGGCCAUUAUAAGUCGUAUAUUGAUGUAGAAUCGAAUAAUAACUGGAUCGUGUUUGAUGAUUCACGGAUUACUACUUUAGGAUCUUUGUUGAAUCAUAUUCGAAGUAUUACACGAGAUGUUUAUAUGCUGUUUUACAAAAUAUCACCGGUUCCGGUAUAAACUUUUUUUUUGUUGAUAUUUAUCAAUUUUUUCUAUAUUU